Drosophila bipectinata is the source of this 1709-nucleotide messenger RNA. It is a transcript of the gene ifc, whose product is annotated as delta4-sphingolipid-FADS-like protein ifc. Gene Ontology annotation, cellular component: membrane. NCBI's taxonomy places the organism in Eukaryota, Metazoa, Arthropoda, Insecta, Diptera, Drosophilidae. Gene Ontology annotation, biological process: ceramide biosynthetic process. The record is from RefSeq and is a predicted model, not a curated record. Gene Ontology annotation, molecular function: sphingolipid delta-4 desaturase activity.
UCAGCUAUUCUUUCGGUUGCUUCGCCUUUUUUGAUUUUUCCACAACGGCACUCCGGUCGAUAAUGUCAACAAACUGACACCGGCCCGUAGAAAUUCUCCGCAACUUAACCAAUCCCGCAUUAAUCAUAGCCGCAUCCAGAAUCCGAGAUGGGCCAGAAAGUAUCGCGAAAUGACUUUGAAUGGGUCUACACGGAAGAGCCGCACGCGUCGCGGCGAAAGAUCAUCCUGGAAAAGUACCCGCAGAUCAAGAAACUGUUCGGACACGACCCCAACUUCAAGUGGGUGGCCGGUGCCAUGGUUCUCACCCAGAUCCUGGCCCUGUUCGUCGUUAAAGACCUCUCCUGGUCGUGGUUACUGGUGGCCGCCUACUGCUUCGGGGGAAUAAUCAACCACUCGCUUAUGCUGGCCGUGCACGAGAUAUCCCACAACCUGGCCUUCGGACACAGCCGACCGAUGCACAACCGUAUCCUGGGAUUCAUCUGCAACCUACCGAUCGGCCUGCCCAUGAGUAUAUCCUUCAAGAAGUACCAUCUCGAGCACCACCGUUACCAAGGCGACGAGGCCAUCGAUACGGACAUACCCACGCUGCUUGAGGCCCGACUGUUCGACACCACCUUCGGAAAGUUUCUGUGGGUGUGCUUGCAGCCAUUCUUCUACAUAUUCCGUCCACUGGUGAUCAACCCCAAGCCUCCCACCCGCCUGGAAAUCAUCAAUACCGUGGUCCAGCUAACGUUCAACGCCCUGAUCGUCUACUUCUUGGGAUGGAAGCCAUUGGCCUAUCUGCUGAUUGGCAGCAUCCUGGCCAUGGGCCUGCACCCGGUGGCCGGUCAUUUCAUUUCGGAGCACUACAUGUUCGCCAAGGGAUUCGAGACAUACUCCUACUACGGCCCGCUCAACUGGAUCACCUUCAAUGUCGGCUACCACAACGAGCACCACGACUUCCCAGCCGUGCCCGGCUCCCGGCUGCCCGAGGUGAAGCGCAUCGCCAAGGAGUUCUAUGACACCAUGCCCCAGCACACCAGUUGGACGCGCGUCCUGUACGACUUCAUUAUGGAUCCGGCGGUGGGACCAUAUGCGAGGGUGAAGCGCCGUCAGCGCGGCUUGGCCUCUUAAGCGGUAGAUGCUACUGCAGGCAAGGUUUCCCGGCACGAAUGUAAUCUCAGCGUUAGACCUAUUAACGGCUUUUUAUACACAUGCGAGACAAUUUAUUAGAGAGAGGAGGAGGAGGGCGACUCGCCCGUUAAUCUGAAAGUCUGGAAAGGCUUUAGAUUAGAUUACGGGUCACUCUCCGGCACUCGUAUAUAUCUGGUAUACUGAUUCACCAGACUGGUGGGCUUACUUGAACUUGAUGGCCUAACUAAGGGACACAUUCGAACGCUUUAACUAAUUGUUACCUCAUAAGUUGAAAAGCCUGUUAAAACUAGUGUGUAAUACAUGUACUGUUGUCUUAGUAUUUUCGAUGAAUAUUUAUAUUGCUUUAUAUUAUAUAACGUAACGUAAUGUGACGUCACUACUCUGGAAGGGUACUCGCCAGACGACCAGACGGCAAGCCAACCAUACUAUUUUUUAUAGACUCUUGAAACUGUUACCUAAGAAUAAAGUCAAAGCAAACGCUGUUGUCCGGCCGGUCGGCAUGUACUACGUACAGAGAGAAAAAAACAACCUAUAUUUGAGCAAAAUAAACAUGGCUAUGUGCCCUAAUGUAAUGA